GGGAGACUGAAGGAAAUGAGACAACCUUUUCCUCCCACGGACUCAGUCUCCUUUAGAGUGUGCAGGGCUCGGGAAGUCCUGAGGCCAAGUUCACGCUUCCCCUGCUCAGCCCUGACCAGGAGGACCGCCCCAAAUUUGUUCUCCGGUGCACGGGUGCCCCAGUCACAGGGCACAGCCCCACUUUGCUGCACCCCUCCCUGGGUGAUCUGAUCCACUCCAGGCCCCCAGCUCGGGCCCCGGAAGUGUGCGCCUGCGAUCCCAGAGAAGGAGAAGAGAGGGAGGGAGCCACACUCAUCCAGAAGUGUCCAGCUCUCCUCCCGAUGACAUAUGAGGCUGCCCCUCAGCCCCAGCCAGAGGCCGCGGAGCCCUUGGAGAUGGCUUUGCUCAGCAGUGUCCUGGCAGCCUGUUCCUAUAUCUCAGAAAACCCUGAGAGAGCUGCUCUGUACUUCGUCUCUGGUGUGUGCAUCGGACUGUUCCUGACCUUGGCCGCCUUAGUAAUGAGGAUCUCCUGCCACACUGACUGCAGGAGGGGUCCCCGGAGGAGGUGCUUGCAGGACCACGAGAGCAGCAGCGACAGUAGUGACAGUGAAGAUGGCAGCGAGGACACAGCCUCGGACCUGUCCGUGCGCAGACACCGCCGCUUCGAGAGGACUUUGAACAAGAAUGUGUUCACCUCUGCAGAGGAGCUGGAGCGCGCACAGAGGUUGGAGGAGCGCGAGCGCAUCAUCAGGGAAAUCUGGAUGAACGGGCAGCCUGAGGUGCCCGGCACCCGGAGCCUAAACCGCUACUACUAAGGCACAGUUUGGACCCCAGAACUUCUGCAGGCCUCCAGGAAUAGAGAGUGGGUUCUGUAGGCAGGGACGGUGUGCACAACGGAAGCCCCUAUGCUAAUGUGUCCGGAGAGAAAGAAGCACAGGGCCAGCCUGCUUUCCCAAUGGCAGGACGGUUUGCUUUAGACUCUUACCUCUGGAGAAAUAGACAACCCGAGCAGCGGCAUCAGCCUUUCCAGGUCUUGACACCCACGUGGGCACACUGGCCCAACCUUUCCAGGUCUUAGAAUGGUGCUGAGAUUUCCUCUCCAGCCAUGUGACAGUGAUGUGACAGGCUGAAAGAAUGGAUGGUCCUUACUUUCUGAGGCGCUCAGAAGUUUGUGCAGACUUACCACUGUGUUACUCCUUUACAAAAGGAAAAGUUCUCAUAGCUGGAGAGCUGGGGGUAUCAGGGUGAACUUAACCCAGAAAAUUCAAUUUUCUAAAGGAUUCCAUGCAGUGGAAGUCUUUUUAAUUGAGAUAGCAUGAUCUAUGCUAAUUAUUUAAAGCUAAUUUUUAAAACGAAAAAUUUCUUGGCAACCUCUGCAUUUUAACUGACACCUCAGGGAUUAAAAUCCUAUUUUUUAGUCUAAUUCCCACCUCAUUCAUGGAAAUGAAUAGAAUUCACUGUAUUGUGAGAUGUAUUGGUGACUUAGGAUACAUACAUCAUUAACCUCAAAGGAUAAAGGGUUUUAUUUUUUAGUAGUUUAUAAAUAUAUAUUGACAUGUAUAUUUAAAAAUGCUGCAUAAAAAUAGAAGCCCUGUGUCCUUCCAUUUUGGAGAGAAGAAAAAUCUCUCGUGACUUCAGAGACUUGUGAUAUUUAAAUAAUAUUUUGUUUAAAAAAACUAGUUGGAAUUUCCAAGAAAAGAAUGGAAACCAGAGGUGAGGAUUAAAGCCAAAAUUAAAAAGGUAUCUAAAAUAAACAUUCCAUGAAAAUCUC
Molecule: messenger RNA, 1750 nt
Organism: Cricetulus griseus (Chinese hamster)
Lineage: Eukaryota; Metazoa; Chordata; Mammalia; Rodentia; Cricetidae
Source: RefSeq, a predicted model, not a curated record